This is a messenger RNA of Odobenus rosmarus divergens (Pacific walrus), 3141 nucleotides long. It is a transcript of the gene CWC22, whose product is annotated as CWC22 spliceosome-associated protein homolog (S. cerevisiae). The coding region runs from base 158 to 2884 and encodes 908 amino acids. The record is from RefSeq and is a predicted model, not a curated record. Gene Ontology annotation, biological process: mRNA splicing, via spliceosome. The transcript is spliced from 20 exons. Gene Ontology annotation, cellular component: catalytic step 2 spliceosome. Lineage: Eukaryota; Metazoa; Chordata; Mammalia; Carnivora; Odobenidae. Gene Ontology annotation, molecular function: protein binding; RNA binding.
AAGUGACGUGCAUCCGGUGUAAUGGCGGCGCGGUGUAGCUCCAGGUGACAUUUGCAGACAGGAAAAGUAAACUGUCAAGGAAUUCAUACCAUUUGGUACCUGUUAUUUGGACCAACUUAAGGAGUCUUUAAUUUAUCAGAUCAACUGGCAACAGAAAAUGAAAAGUAGUGUGGCACAGAUAAAACAUUCUUCUGGUCAUGACAGAAGGGAAAACUAUAAUUCCUAUCAGAGGACCUCCUCUCCAGAAGACAGAUAUGCAGAACAAGAAAGAUCCCCUCGGGAUAGAGAUCACUUUGAUUACAGCAGGUCAGACUAUGAGCAUUCAAGAAGAGGGCGUUCUUAUGAUAGUAGCAUGGAGUCACGAAGUAGGGACCGAGAAAAACGCAGAGAAAGAGAAAGAGAUAUGGAUCGUAAAAGGUCUCGGAAAUCCCCAUCUCCUGGGAGAAGAAGCCCAGAACCAUCAGUAACCCAGAGUUCCUCCGCUCAGGAUGAACCUGCUGCAAAGAAGAAGAAAGAUGAGUUGGAUCCUCUUCUUACUCGCACCGGUGGAGCAUAUAUUCCUCCUGCAAAGCUCAGGAUGAUGCAAGAGCAGAUCACAGACAAAAACAGCUUAGCGUACCAGAGGAUGAGCUGGGAGGCCCUAAAGAAGUCAAUCAAUGGUCUUAUCAACAAAGUCAACAUUUCUAAUAUAGGUAUUAUUAUUCAAGAACUUCUUCAAGAAAACAUAGUUAGAGGAAGAGGCCUGCUGUCCAGAUCCGUUUUGCAAGCGCAGAGUGCUUCUCCAAUCUUCACCCAUGUUUAUGCAGCAUUAGUGGCAAUUAUCAACUCAAAAUUUCCACAGAUUGGAGAAUUAAUCCUCAAGAGGCUAAUUCUUAAUUUCCGAAAAGGCUAUCGAAGAAACGAUAAGCAACUCUGUCUUACUGCUUCAAAAUUUGUGGCACAUCUUAUUAACCAAAAUGUGGCACAUGAAGUUUUAUGCCUAGAGAUGCUCACUUUGCUCCUGGAAAGACCAACAGAUGAUAGUGUUGAAGUGGCUAUUGGUUUUCUCAAGGAAUGUGGCCUCAAAUUAACACAAGUGUCACCAAGAGGAAUCAAUGCUAUAUUUGAGCGCCUCCGAAACAUUCUCCAUGAGUCUGAAAUUGACAAAAGGGUUCAGUAUAUGAUUGAAGUGAUGUUUGCUGUACGGAAGGAUGGAUUCAAGGACCACCCUGUUAUCCUAGAAGGACUUGACUUAGUGGAAGAAGAUGAUCAGUUCACCCAUAUGCUCCCUCUGGAGGAUGACUAUAAUCCAGAAGAUGUUCUUAAUGUUUUCAAGAUGGAUCCUAAUUUUAUGGAGAAUGAAGAGAAGUACAAAACUAUUAAGAAAGAAAUUCUUGAUGAGGGAGAUAGUGACUCGAACACAGACCAAGAUGCUGGAAGUAGUGAAGAGGAAGAGGAAGAAGAGGACGAAGAGGGAGAAGAAGAUGAAGAAGGACAAAAAGUGACUAUUCAUGACAAAACAGAAAUUAAUCUAGUCUCAUUUCGUCGUACAAUUUAUCUUGCUAUUCAGUCAAGUUUAGAUUUUGAAGAAUGUGCUCACAAAUUGCUGAAAAUGGAGUUCCCUGAGAGCCAAACAAAAGAACUCUGCAACAUGAUACUUGACUGUUGUGCCCAACAAAGGACAUAUGAGAAAUUUUUUGGCUUAUUAGCUGGGCGAUUUUGCAUGCUAAAAAAAGAAUACAUGGAAUCCUUUGAAAGUAUAUUCAAAGAACAAUAUGAUACCAUCCAUCGCUUGGAAACAAACAAAUUGAGAAAUGUUGCUAAGAUGUUUGCUCACCUUUUAUAUACUGAUUCACUUCCAUGGAGUGUUCUUGAAUGUAUAAAGCUAAGUGAAGAAACCACUACAUCAUCCAGUAGAAUUUUUGUUAAAAUAUUUUUCCAAGAACUUUGUGAAUAUAUGGGUCUUCCUAAACUUAAUGCAAGAUUAAAGGAUGAAACCCUACAGCCAUUUUUUGAAGGAUUAUUACCCCGAGAUAAUCCAAGAAACACUCGGUUUGCCAUCAACUUCUUUACUUCUAUAGGUCUUGGAGGUUUAACGGAUGAAUUGCGUGAGCAUCUCAAAAAUACACCAAAGGUCAUUGUGGCACAGAAACCAGAUGUUGAGCCAAAUAAAUCCUCCCCCUCCUCUUCCUCUUCCGCAUCCUCCUCUUCAGAGUCUGACUCCUCCGCCUCUGAUUCGGACAGCACUGACAGCAGUUCAGAGUCUUCCAGUGAAGAGAGUGAUUCUUCAUCCAGCAGUAGUCAGAGCUCUGCCUCAGCUACAAAUAGAAGAAAGAAGGGACAAGGGAACACCAGAAGUAAAGAAGUAGAUAAAUUGAUCAGGAAACAACAAACCCAUGAUAGGAAACAAGAAGAAAGAAGGCCAGAGCAAAGGCAUCAAGAAACAUGGACUGAAAGAGAAAGAAGGUCAGAAAAACAUAAAGAUAAAAAUUCAAGGGAUCCAAAUUGGAGAAAUCCCAUAACAAAAUACACUUCAGACAGAGGUGUUCCUUCUGAACGAAAUAGUUACAGUAGAAUCACGAAUGACAGAGACCAAGAAGCACAUGCAGAUUUGGAAAAUAAGCACGGUGACCCCAAAAAGAAGAGAGGAGAGAGCAGAAAUUCUUUUUCUGAAAAUGAGCACAGACACCGAAAUAAGGACAGUGAAACUGUGAUAAGAAAAGAUAGAUCAAGGUCAAGAGAGAAGAACCGAAAACGUUCAGGUUCCGGAAGCGAUGAAGACAGGUAUCAGAAUGGUGCCGAAAGGCGAUGGGGAAAAUCUAGCAGAUACUCCAAACAAUCCAGAGAAACAGAGAAACAUCAGGACUGGCGAAGAGAAAAGUCUCCAACAAAGCAAAAAAAAUGAUGCUACACAAUGCCAGAAACUGAACAUGCCUUAUAUUCAGUUGAAACAAAUUAUUUUUUACAUUAACGAACUUUAUAGAGAAUUCUUGUAUAAAGUAAUGGUUUGUAUUUGUACAUUUAAAAAUUUUUUCAUUUUAACAUGUUUUAUAAUUGAUACAUCUCAAGGCCCUCCACAUAAAAUUAUUUGAAAAGUUUCACCAGAGAGGGAUGUAAUUCUUGCUUAUAUUUUGUUAAUAAAAUGAUCAAAUGCUCAUUGAA